GGAAAGUGCACGGAGAGUUUUAAUAAAUUUGUUGAAACAAAAUGGGCGAUAAGGCACCACGAGACGAUUAUCAAUGGAAAAAUCACAGAAAUCAGUACCAUGCGGCGGUUGCAGCAAACAUCAUCUUCCUCGGUCAUGGAACGAUGAAUGGAUGGCUUUCACCUGCGUUGCCAACACUUUUGUCAGAGAAUACGCCGUUGAUAACGGGACCAUUAACUAAUGAGCAGCUGUCAUGGCUUGGAUCAAUCAGCGCUUUAGCUGGGAUUAUUGGCACAUUCAUUUUUGGAGUUAUAAUUACGUUUUUCGGUUGCAAAAGAGCGAUGUUGCUCCUUUCGCUGCCGUGUUUGACCUUCUGGUUUUUAGUUUAUUUUGGUGAUACAUAUUAUCACUUACUGACUGGGCGGUUUUUUCAAGGGGUUACCGGAGGAGGAAUUCAAUCCAGCAUAGUAUUGUACAUUUCCGAGAUUGCCGAUGAUAACAUUCGAGGACGGCUCAGUAGUGUGUCACAUAUAACGAGAAACAUUGGAAUUCUGGUUGCCUAUAUCUUGGGAGCAUUCAUUGAUUAUGAAACAAUUCCGUGUAUUUUUCUGUCUAUUCCGAUCAUUUUCGGUGUUUGGUUUUCUCUCCUCCCAAACACACCACAAUAUCUCCUUCAGAAGGCACAGUUGAAAAAAGCCGAAGAUUCACUCAAAUUUUACAAAGGCUUCACUGGAAAUAGCAUUGAUGAACAUAUUGCAUUCAAUGCUGAAUUCGACCGCCUAAAAUCCAUUGCAAAUGAACAGAAAGCAGAUGAAAAAACACCAUUGAAACAUAUUUUUGAACGAGACUCCUUAAAAGGCAUCCUAAAUGGAAUAGCGCUGUCAAGUUUGGGCCAUUUAACGGGAUUUUUGGUAUUUAUUACGUAUGCAGCGCAUAUCUUUGAGCAAGUUGGUGCAUCACAAAUCGAUCCGAAUGUUUCAUCAAUUGCAAUUGCUGUCGUUCAACUCGUUGGCACUUUAUGCACAACUCGCUUCUCUGACACACUGGGAAGGAAAGCUUUGCUAAUCACAUCGUUAUUGGGCACUGCUUUUGGGAUGAUUAUAUUCGCUUUAUAUUCUUAUCUCAAGUACAAUGGAUAUACGUUAUCAGCAUUUGAAUGGGUGCCUGUAGCGAGUUUAUCAUUUGUUAUUUUCACCGCAUCCAGCGGCGCAGUUCCAUUGAUAUUUUUGUGUACUGCAGAAGGUUUACCGUCAAAAAUUCGAACCGUUGGAAUGACAAUAUGCAUGGUAUUUAUGAAUUUAACAUCAUUUUUAAUCUUGAAGCUUUUUCCGAUUUUGAUGACAGUAAUUGGAUUGCAUGGUUGUAUGCUCACUUUGGCAACAGCAUGUAUACUGGGAACUUCAUACGUUUAUUUUGUCGUCAAAGAAACAAGCGGCAUAUCAAUGGAUUCGAUUGGCUCGAAAGGAGGAAAACGAGCUCAAAACAAUUGAACGUUUCGAAACCGUUUUUGUUUUGGAUUUCAUUUCUCAGAACUGUGCUACUUUGUAAAUAACUUUUAACUUAUUUGCUCACUAGAUUACUGUGUUUUUGUUGGUGGUUCUAAAAAUUCAUCUGGCAAAAACUAAACAAAAUAAAUCUCUAUUGCAAAUAACCAUAAAUUUUGCGAAGACUAACUUUUUUUUACGAUUUUUUUUCGAAAUUCAAAAGUUUCGUUACGAUGGAGGCGCCUAGUUUGUUAUGAUAACUUAUACUUGUUUGUUAUGGCUGUGAUUUACUCCACGUAUCAAAUCUCAGUCAAUGUUCGCCAAUUUAACCGAGUUCCUAGGUUGAGUCGGCUACUUCAUAAGUCGACUUGACCUAGAGGAAUAUUUAACAUAAAAUGUAAAAGCAGACUUGCACAUGGUGGUUGAUUUCCGGUUAAUGAUUUCAAACAUCCCCAUCUUCUAUUCUUAGGUUUUGUUUCUAAUUGAGAAUUUUUCGACGUUCGCGAUGUAAAAGUGAUUCAUUGCUCAUUAAACAAACUUGCCGCAAUUGAUGACAGCAUACAAGAAUGCCUCAACAACUGAACAAGAUGAAUCCACUUUCAUAACACUCAUGCAACGAAUGGACGUGUCUAGACCCAUGCAGACAAUAGAUGCGUUUACGUACAUGUUUAAACUGUUUAUUGCUAUUUAUCGUAGACGUCAUACAUUGUACAAAUGCGUGCUGUUUAUGUUUCUAUAAAUCAAUCGCUUUUUUACAGAAAUCACGAUUUUUACUUGUCAACCAGGUCAACGGUAAAUAAAUCUUAAUCCUGUAUUCAAACAUGUAAAUAAAACUUGAUCAAACAAACUGUUAUAAA
Sitodiplosis mosellana (orange wheat blossom midge) is the source of this 2320-nucleotide messenger RNA. Its product is annotated as facilitated trehalose transporter Tret1-like. Lineage: Eukaryota; Metazoa; Arthropoda; Insecta; Diptera; Cecidomyiidae. Gene Ontology annotation, biological process: transmembrane transport. The record is from RefSeq and is a predicted model, not a curated record. Gene Ontology annotation, cellular component: membrane. The coding region runs from base 42 to 1469 and encodes 475 amino acids. The transcript has 6 exons. Gene Ontology annotation, molecular function: transmembrane transporter activity.